Priceomyces carsonii is the source of this 1317-nucleotide messenger RNA. RefSeq names its product protoheme IX farnesyltransferase. The coding region runs from base 1 to 1317 and encodes 438 amino acids. Gene Ontology annotation, biological process: heme A biosynthetic process. The transcript has a single exon. Lineage: Eukaryota; Fungi; Ascomycota; Pichiomycetes; Serinales; Debaryomycetaceae. Gene Ontology annotation, cellular component: mitochondrion; mitochondrial membrane. Gene Ontology annotation, molecular function: protoheme IX farnesyltransferase activity. The record is from RefSeq and is a predicted model, not a curated record.
AUGUUGAAAAUACCGAGGCUAACCCAGGCUUCUACUUUUAACUUUUUUUUUGCAAACACCAAGAAGAGUUUUCUAAGUGAUCAAAAUUUCAUAGGAAAUCAGUUCUUAUGGGGAAUAAAUCGAAGCUAUAUCGCAAGCCCAGCAAAGAAAGAUCACGGCACUUCAUACGAGUCCAAUUUGAAGUCCUCUCAUGAAAGGAAUAACACGAGCUCGAAAUCAGUGUUGGAAGAUGUUGCCUCAAAAGUUCUCAACUGCCAGGAACCUGAAGCAAAGCUGUCUCAGAAAUUGCAUAGCACAAACCAGAAUUUGCAUAUUCCCUUCAAAGUAAAUCAUAAGGAUCCAAGACCGAAAAGUAGGAAUAAUGCCCAAGAGAAUUUAAAGGAUAUUGUCAGACCCUACAUCAAAUUAACGAAACCAAACUUGACUAUCCUUGUAACUUUAAGUUCAAUUUGUUCGUAUGCCAUUUCACCAUAUGCCGUAUCGUUACCAGAACUUAUGUUACUUACCUUAGGGACUGCUCUCUCAUCUGGGGCGGCCAAUGCUAUAAACAUGGGGAGAGAGCCUGAAUUUGACAGAAGAAUGCCUAGGACCACGGGCCGUCCAGUAGUAAGGGGAUUAGUCGCUCCACAUCAGGCCUACGCAUUUGCCGCUUUAACGGGUACUUUAGGAAUUGCUAUGCUUUAUAUCGGUGUUAAUCCUACUGUUGCAUUUUUGGGUUUAUUGAAUAUUGUUCUAUAUUCAUGGAUCUAUACAUCUUUGAAAAGAAUAUCAAUAAUUAAUACAUGGAUUGGUGCCAUAGUAGGGGCAAUACCUCCAUUGAUGGGGUGGGUUGCUUCCUCUCCGUUAAGUCUCCCCGGUGCUUGGUGUCUCGCAGGCUUAUUGUACGCUUGGCAAUUUCCGCAUUUCAAUUCCUUGUCACACAACAUAGCUGACCAAUACAAGAAUGCUGGAUAUGUGAUGACUGCAGCAGAGAACCCGAAGUUAAAUGCCAGAGUUGCCUUACGAUAUUCAAUAUUAAUGUUCCCAUUAUGCUUCGGUCUAAGUUAUUUUGGCGUAACUGACUGGAUUUUUCCGUUUGACUCAGCGAUUGCUAACGGUUGGUUAACCUAUCUAGCUUUUACAUUUUGGAAUCAGCAAAGAAAGAACUAUUACAAUGGAUCAAAGCCGACGAAAGAAGGCAUAUUGGCAGCGAGUGUCUCCGCAAAGAAGCUAUUUUGGUGUUCCGUAUGGCAACUUCCUGCAGUUUUAAUAUUAGCGAUGCUACAUAAAAGAGGGCAAUGGGACAGAAUCUUGUCAUACAUAGACAAUAGUGAGUAA